AUGUGGUCUACUUUUCUGGUGGCCGAUGAGGAGGGCCGCACGGUGAGUCCUGCAGCUGCAGGAACCGUGGGAGGAGCUGCACCAAUGGGGGCGUCUCAGGGUCCGGUCGGUCUGACAAGCCUGAUGUCAGGACGCAGUACCUUUGGAGGGAACAAGCGGCGCAGGACGACAUCAACAGGACACGCCAUGAGUGAGGCGCAGGAGGGGAAGAUCAAGCUGGCGUUCUUUGUUGCCAUCGUUGGCGUGGUCCUGACGGUCCUCGGGGUCGGGACGGAGUUCUGGGUGGAGCUUUCACCCCCGAAGAGUUUCUAUAACAACCAGACGUGUCUGACAGCACACUACGGCCUGUGGAAAGGCUGCACCAAGACCUUGUGGGUGGCUGAUAUCGACCCCGAGAGAGAGAGCUGUGGACCUGCUGAACUACCCGGAGAAUCAAACUGCACCUACUUCAAGUUUUUCACCACAGGGGAAAACACUGUGCUGUUCCAGAAGACAACGAAAAAGAAUCUGAAUGUAGCGGCAGCCAUGUUGACCUUGUUCAGCCUGUUCCUCAUGGUGAUGGGGGCCACCUGUAUCACCAUGUCCCUCAGUAAGGAGAUCAUGUUCUUCCUCAAGCCGGCCUCAUUCUGCUUCAUCCUGUCAGGUGUCAUGGUGCUGCUCUCUCUGAUGGUUUUCCACCAGUCCGUCCUGGCUUUCCUGGCCAGCGACCACACGGUCCCUCUCCACCACGAGCUCUCCUGGUCGGUUACCUGUAUCGGGUGUGCGGGGGCGGUCCUCAUCGUGGGCGGGAUCCUCUUCCUGCUGCUGGCUCUGCCCUUCAGCCCCUGGCAGAGGUGUCUCCCUCAGAAGGACGGCAGCAGCUAGUGGCCCGGAGGUGGUGUUGCACUUUUUCUGCCCUUUUCUGUUUGUGAGGAGGGAGGGUGCAGAGGGGCGAGGAGGUUUCCCAAAGAUGUCUAAGCAUUUAAACAACUUUUUCUGAAUUAGAGAAAUACCAAGGAGCCUUUCAGUAAUGGCUUCAAAAAGUUAGAAUGAAUGGAUGCUGGUUUAGCUUGAUGGUUAAAUCCUGCCCCCCUAGUUCCUGGUUUGUGUUCAUAUCAAAUCCUCUGCCCCUUUCUGCAUGUUAUCCCCCAACCUCUCUCCCCUGUUUCCCUUGUAUCAUCUUAAUUAAGACAUAAAAGCCCCCUGAAAGGUCUUACAGAAAGAUUGAAUCCUGUGAGCCUGUCAUUUGCAAAAUUAAGCACUUUUAAUUGAGCCCAUUUGACCUGAAAGAGUACAAAGGAGCCACAAUGAUAUGCACCCCCAAAAUAUGUUAAGAUAUGACCCAGGUGUGAAAACACUUCAACUCUCUU
This is a messenger RNA of Notolabrus celidotus (New Zealand spotty), 1349 nucleotides long. Its product is annotated as voltage-dependent calcium channel gamma-6 subunit-like. Gene Ontology annotation, biological process: calcium ion transmembrane transport; regulation of calcium ion transmembrane transport via high voltage-gated calcium channel. The record is from RefSeq and is a predicted model, not a curated record. Bases 1 to 864 code for a protein of 287 amino acids. The transcript has 6 exons. Gene Ontology annotation, molecular function: voltage-gated calcium channel activity; calcium channel regulator activity. Gene Ontology annotation, cellular component: L-type voltage-gated calcium channel complex; membrane. Lineage: Eukaryota; Metazoa; Chordata; Actinopteri; Labriformes; Labridae.